CGACUCUCCGAUUCUCGACGUCACCGACAAGAAAUGGUCUGGAAAAACUAAUCGGCCUGGUGUUCGCUUUGUUUCAGGUUCUCUUCCAGGGUUCUAGAACCAAUUCUCGAGUCCCUUCUUUUCUGUUCUCUCUGAUAUCACCCACGGAUAGAAGGCCGUUUUGCACAUGUAAUGUCCAUAGAAGUUGACUGGGGCGCCGCGACCUCCGGUCCCGACGGAGAGGCUCUGGCCGAGCGCAUCCGCUCUUUCAUUCAUGACAAGUUCCAGCAGGUUGCUCUGCCACGUUUUAUCCGAUCAGUGCAAGUCCAUUCUUUCGACUUCGGGACGAUUCCGCCUGAGCUCGAGAUCAAAGACCUUUGCGAGCCGUUCGCCGAUUUCUAUGAAGAGGAUGAAGAUGAUGAAGCGUCUGAUGUAUCCGAGGGACUUGUCUCCGGGCACGGUUCGCCGUGGCAUGGAACUCAUCCAGAGCUCAAUGAAUCUUCUUUCCGCGACGAGAAUGCAAUAAAUCAAUCGCUGCGUGAUCCUUUCACCGAAGGCUUUCAACCCUCGGCCUUGCGGUCUCCCAUAGCUCUUAGCGACCAUCUCAACCCGCAUUUCCGCUCCGGCACUCCUGGUAUACCCGGAGGUACAUCGACCCUAGGCUACCAUCUGAUGUCACUUGGUGGACUUUCAGGAACGCAAACACCCCUUGCUGCAGUUGCAGGCGGAUCCCCGUUCGCAGGCGGAUGGAAUGAUUCUGGGAUGAUGGGCCCUGGCAAUAGGGGGCGUCCACCGCCUCCAAUUUUUACUGCCCACCAAUCGCGUCCGGAAGCCGACAUUGACAGCAGUAAUCCGACUUCGCGACCAUCAACAUCCAGCACGUUACCUUCUCAUCCGUCCGGGUCCAAUAAGAACAAUGGUGAUGGAGCAGGUGGUCCCGACCAUGGAUCACACCCCGAAGAGCAUGGGCAUUUAGAUGACCCUACUUCGGAAGAGCCUCUGCGAUUUCCUCGAAUGAGAGAGCGCCGGCCCGAGGAUUUUCAAGUCCUGUGUCACGCCAAAUACGCGGGUGAUGUGCGGCUGUCAUUAACAGCGGAAAUUCUUCUGGACUAUCCCAUGCCCAGUUUCGUGGGACUACCCUUGAAACUAAAUGUUACAGGGAUCACGUUUGAUGGUGUUGCAGUGGUCGCGUACAUCCGCAAGCGGGUCCACUUCUGCUUUCUGUCAUCCGAAGACGCGGACGCGCUGAUUGGGUCUGAUCAGCCGGAUGUAGGUGCUCAAGCCGAGUAUUCACGGUCUGGCGGGGAUGCGACCGUCUCUGCAAAGCGACAAGGUGGACUGCUGCGAGAAAUCCGAGUUGAAAGUGAGAUUGGCCGGAAAGAAGAUGGCAAGCAAGUCCUCAAGAACGUCGGCAAGGUGGAACGGUUCGUGCUCGCACAGGUGCGGCGGAUAUUCGAGGAGGAGCUCGUCUAUCCUAGUUUCUGGACAUUCCUGGUCUAGUUGCGCUGUAGAUAUGGGCCGCGGAAGAACAUUGUCAACUCGCAUUGGUCUAAACCCGUGAGGAUUUAGGGUUUGAUCGACUAUUUGAGUCCUACCGUGUGCUCCAGACCGCCUCGAGCCCACCGAUUUGUCAGAAACAGGCACUA
Messenger RNA from Aspergillus vadensis CBS 113365, 1625 nucleotides. RefSeq names its product ERMES complex subunit MDM12 (gene mdm12). The record is from RefSeq and is a predicted model, not a curated record. Gene Ontology annotation, biological process: mitochondrion organization; phospholipid transport. Lineage: Eukaryota; Fungi; Ascomycota; Eurotiomycetes; Eurotiales; Aspergillaceae. Gene Ontology annotation, cellular component: ERMES complex. Gene Ontology annotation, molecular function: lipid binding. The transcript has a single exon. Bases 172 to 1479 code for a protein of 435 amino acids.